Messenger RNA from Ruditapes philippinarum (Manila clam), 1805 nucleotides. RefSeq names its product glycine receptor subunit alpha-2-like. The coding region runs from base 1 to 990 and encodes 329 amino acids. The record is from RefSeq and is a predicted model, not a curated record. The transcript is spliced from 7 exons. Gene Ontology annotation, cellular component: neuron projection; membrane; synapse. Gene Ontology annotation, biological process: chloride transmembrane transport; chemical synaptic transmission; signal transduction. Gene Ontology annotation, molecular function: chloride channel activity; extracellular ligand-gated monoatomic ion channel activity; neurotransmitter receptor activity. Lineage: Eukaryota; Metazoa; Mollusca; Bivalvia; Venerida; Veneridae.
AUGUGUUAUAGCUUCUUCCACAUUUGUGACUUCACUUUAAGCACAUUUGUCAGUCAAGAAGGAUGGAUAGACACAAGAUUGAGUUUCAGAAAUCUCAUACCUGCGGAUUACCUCGAAUUAGAUUCCAGAUUAAUGGAAAAUGUCUGGGUUCCAGACCUAUAUGUUCGGAACGAAAAGCAAGCGUAUUUCCAUACAGUUACUAUUCCAAAUAAGAUGUUACAUAUUUACAAGAACGGAGUGGUAAAAUAUAGAUCUAGGAUCACGUUAACUGCAUCAUGUCCUAUGAAACUUCACAAGUAUCCAAUGGACAGACAGAUGUGUUCAUUAUUUAUACAAAGUUUUGCAUUUACGACAAAUCGAUUAGUAUUCAGAUGGCGGAAGAACGAGCCUAUCAGAUUGAAUCCAAAUCUUGAAUUGCCCCAGUUCACACCGUACAGACAUGAGACAGAAAACUGUACAGAUAUCGGAGAAGGCAACACCUGUUUACAAUUCAAUAUAUAUCUUGAACGGAACAUUGGAUUUUAUAUGAUACAGACAUAUAUACCCAGUGUUCUCAUUGUCAUGUUGUCAUGGCUGUCGUUUUGGCUUAAUGUUGAUGCCGUUCCUGCUCGAAUAUCUCUAGGUAUUCUUACUGUUCUGACAAUGACAACCCAAAGAAGUAUGUCCAAUGUUUCAUUGCCACGAGUGUCUUAUGUAAAGGCUAUUGAUGUUUGGAUGGCCGUUUGCCUUUGUUUUGUAUUUUCUGCAUUGCUCGAGUACGCAUGUGUCAACGUUUUAUCACGAAACCAGCUUCGACGAAGACUUCGAAAAGAUAUGUUAGACAGACAAAAUGGCAUUCAAGAACCAAAAAAUGGUCUCAUCAGUGGACUGAUGAUUAAACGGUCACGUGACAACGCACAAAACAUAGAUGACGUAUGCAGAAUUGCUUUUCCAGUCAGCUUUUUGGUAUUUUGCAUUGUUUAUUGGAGUUGCUAUCUGACAACACAUUGAAAAGAAAUGAAACUUUCAGCUUUUUGUCAACGGAAUCUCCAAAGAACUUUUUGGACUUCAUAUAACUUAGGAAUAACAUAACGAUGUCUACGUAACUUAUUAAAGUUUCUCUAAAAUUCUGCAUUUGAAGUUGAAUAAUCGAAAACUAAGAAGUUGUGGACUUCAUAAUUGUCUACAAUUUAUAUAAUGUCUAUAACAAACUCUAAAAUGACAAUUGAUUCGUGCUUUUAAUUUGUUGAUGAUUUAUAUCACAAAUUAUAAAUGUUUAUGAAGCGUUAUGUUGAAUAUUAAGAUGAAUGAAGGAUUUCAGUCUGUUGAUACACGGUUUUUUAAGUUUACCAAUACAACGAAUCAUGGUUCAAUUCCCUACAUCUCAAUGCUCAAUUGUGUUCAUAAAUUAAUUGUCACGAGAAACAAUAGUACAUGUUUUCAUAUUGAUAAUGAUUUCCACGACCCGAUGCGUGUAAAUCAGUUUUGGGCUAUGCUUUGUCCCUCUUGUAAAAACGAUAUAUCAUAACAAUAACGUUUUAGAAAUGUUAAGUGUUGGAUUUACUUGGUAAAAACUAGGUACAAAUGACAUUUUAUUUUAUGAAGUCUUGCAGUACAUACCAGUCUGGAUACUACAACGUUUUUAUAGCUAGCAUUUAAACUACAAUUACCACCAGAAAAAAGUUGUCAAAAGUAUCCAAGAAGAUCUGUACAUUGUAUUUCUAUCACCGUAUGUUAAAUAAUAAUUGUUAAAUUACACAAUUACACUCAUUUAUGCAUGAACGUCCUUGCAUUGUAAAUGAAUCCAGGUUUAAUUAAAUAAUUUU